Cydia strobilella is the source of this 4484-nucleotide messenger RNA. RefSeq names its product protein adenylyltransferase Fic (gene Fic). The transcript has 3 exons. The record is from RefSeq and is a predicted model, not a curated record. Bases 154 to 1512 code for a protein of 452 amino acids. Gene Ontology annotation, molecular function: protein binding. NCBI's taxonomy places the organism in Eukaryota, Metazoa, Arthropoda, Insecta, Lepidoptera, Tortricidae.
UUCACUGUCAUCUGUCAUCAAACCAUGGAAUUACGUGGUUUUACAUUAUUAGCGCUCUCUAAAAAUUUUAGCAAUACACGAUGCAAUCUAAAUUCUUUCCAGUGAUUGACUCACGGAUUUUAUCACUCUGUUGUAGAUAUUUAGUUCAGUGCCAUGUUAUUCUUAGGUAGGUCGCCGAAGUGCGAAGAAAUGAAGUGCAGUGAAACGAAAUAUUUACACACAAAAAUGACUUUAGAAAGGUUUAGAACGGUGUUGAUAUGGUCUAGUGUGGUGUGUACGUUGGCUGUGGUCGCCUCUUUGCACAAGUUGCUUACUUAUGAGGCAAAAUUCUCUAAGCCGUUCUUUCCAAUACCUAUUGGGUUGUAUGGCAACUACCUGGAAACGGUUUCCGAGGAUACGCCGCUGCCGUUGGCUAAGCCUAAGGACACCGUACGAGAUGCCGAAGCUGUGGUGUCACUAGCAGCUGCUCUAGAGAUGAAAAAACAUGGAAAGGCUGACAAAGCUUUAAAACUCUUCCAACACGCGUUUGCACUGUCCCCAAAACACGCAGAUGUUUUAAACCACUACGGGGAAUUCUUAGAAGACACAAAGAAAGAUGUAGUCAGAGCUGACCAACUCUACACAUUAGCUUUAAGUAAUUAUCCAGACCAUACAGGGGCUUUGAUGAACAGGCAACGCACAGCCAGCAUAGUUGAAAACUUAGACAGAGAAAUGUUAAGGAAAAUAGACGAAAAACGAGAUGCACUGUCAUCCAUACCAGAGAACAACUCUGCUUUGCGGAGAGCUAAGAAAGAGGCUUAUUUCCAACACAUUUACCACACGGUUGGUAUUGAAGGUAACACAAUGACAUUACAGCAAACCAGGAGUAUAUUAGAGACUCGAAUAGCCGUUUCUGGCAAAAGCAUAGAUGAGCAUAAUGAGAUUUUAGGUUUAGAUGCAGCUAUGAAGUAUAUUAAUUCAACAUUGCUGUACCGCUUGCGGGAUAUCACUAUGGGGGACAUAUUGGAGAUCCAUAAGAGGGUCUUGGGGCAUGUGGACCCAGUGGAAGGAGGGCAGUUCAGACGGACACAGGUUUAUGUUGGGGGACACAUCCCGCCCGGGCCCUCUGAGAUACAGAGGCUGAUGCAGCAGUUUUUGGAGUGGCUGAAUUCUGAAGAUGCAUUAGACUUACAUCCAGUGAGAUACGCAGCCCUAGCGCACUACAAGCUGGUCCACAUCCACCCGUUCAUCGACGGUAACGGACGCACGUCGCGGCUCCUCAUGAACCUGUUACUCAUGCAGGCCGGCUUCCCGCCCGUCAUCGUGCCCAAGCAGCACCGCCACCUGUACUACCAGCACCUGCAGACGGCGAACGAGGGCGACGUGCGACCUUUCGUCAGAUUCAUAGCGCAAUGCACGGAGCGCACGCUGAACCUGUACCUGUGGGCGACGAGCGAGUUCUCACACAUGGUGCCUGCCAUCGGCGACCCGCACAUCCUGGCAGGAGAACUCGAGAUGGAAGACCCACUGUGAUUACUUAUAUUAACAUUCUGAGCAUAAAUAGCGAUUGAGGAGUAAUUUGGAUACUUCCCAUCACUUUUGAACUGAUUUUUGACAGAAUUUUAUAGUUUUAUGGACAAUAAUUAUCUUGCUCGCGUAAAAUUUUUAGUAUAGGUCAAACAGAACUUGAAGGCUGCAACUGUAGCCAAUAAAGACGUGUAUAGGAAGAUAACCUUUAUUCAGUUUUUUUGUAAUAUAGACUAUGUGAAGCUUUAAUUGGAACUUGCUUCAUAAUAAUUACUUUAUUUACAAACAUCACGACUUUGACCAGUAAAUCACUUGUGUGACGCUUCCAAAACGAGCCUGCUGGCGGGUUCCACUAUGUUAAUUAAAUUUAUGUACAUUGUAAAUAUAAAAUAUUUAACUUCGUGAAUGACACAGCAUUUAGGUAGGUAAGUGAAAAUUUAUUAUUUGCUUUUUUAAAUUUAUCGUAUUUUAGUAAAUAGAUUAUUUAACGUACAGUAUUUUGAGGUUGCUCAAGGUAGCGUGAUUUAAAAAUUAAAUUAGACCUAUAUUGGUUUCUUUUAUUUUAUGGUCAGUUACUGUUUUAGACAAUUCUAUGAAGUUGUAAUAAUUAUUGGAUAGUAACUCGAUUUGGUCACUUAUUGUACCUGUGAUUUAAUUUCCAAUCUUGCCUGCAACAUUAUCUGUUCCGAAACCGUUUGAUAACUAGGGGUUAAGGAGAACGAAAACAUGUGGAAAUCAUUUUACACUUAAUUUGCAUUAAGAUUUAGACAUGCUGGAGAUAUGUAUAUUCAAAAUCAAAAUCUGAAUAAGGAUAAUGCGGCCAAAUCCGUCUGAGGGAAAUUCAGUAGGUAUAGUUUGUCAAAGGACUGUCUCAUUUCAAACAUAGACAGAGUGAAUCAUACUAUCUUUGUCUUACACAAGUAACGCACCCAAAAAAGGAUGAGUAUAGUUUUUUUUUGUUCUUAUUUACUGCCGAUUUGGUUUGACCAACUAUACAUAAGCGUUUUUUUAUUAAAAAAAUAACGACAUCUUUAUGGACAAAACAGCGAUUGCUUUUAUAGUUUGUCAAAGGACUGUCUCAUUUUAAACAUAGACAGAGAUAAUCAUACUAUCUUUGUCUUACACUAGUACUAGCACCCAAAAGAAAAGGAUGAGUAUAGUUUUUUUUGUUCUUAUUUACUGACAAGCUGGUUUGACCAACUAUAGUUUUAGCAGUCAAAAGUAGGUGUGCUCUAUUGCCUACGGUUGAAAAAAAUAUGGAAUAUACGCUCGUUUACGGAAUUUUCCGCAGACAGAUUUGGCCGCAUUGAUGUACGCUUCUUUUCUUAUACCCACUCCGGCCACAUACUCGACGAGUGGUAUGGGAAGUAUGCAGGGCAGUAUGGCGGCCAAUGACGAGUAGCGUGGCCACACUACGUCUCUGCCUCCCUCGCUACUUUCCAUGCCACUAGUCGAGUAUGUGGCCGAGGUAUUACGUGAUGCGAUGCACAAUAAACAAAUGUUUUAAUCAUACUGAUUGUCGUUCUGUAACAUUACUUAAGUUUCAAUUUAUGUCGAAGUCAAGUCGAAGGGUCCACUCUGUCGCUUAGGUACCAUAACGACGAGGUUUGCUUGUAUUUUAAUACGAAUAACCUGUCAAAGCGCCUUUAUGGCCAGCGACAAGGUGGGGCUUUUUGCUUGGAAACGAUACAUUUGGCCAAAGAGUUUAGUUUAUUUUAUUCGAUAAACAACUUUGUCAGUAGAAAAAGGCGCGAAAUUCAAAUUUUCUAUGGGACUAAGCAUUCGCGCCUACAUUUUUAAAAUUUGCCGCUUUUUUCUACUGACGGAAAUGGCUUGACAGACUAUAUAACACAUCACGUCUAUUCUAGGUGCGACCUUUUUUCUGUGAUACUGUUCAUAUAUUUAUUGGGUUCCCUAUUUAUUCCCAUUAUUUAUCAUUUGUGAUAUAUGUUGAAAAUAUGUUAUGUCGUAUUGGACAGCAAAAUAAGUCAGCAAUAGUGUAAAAGGGUGAAUCAACUUUAGACUCCCUCAUUGCCAUGGUUACGACUAGUUGUCCAGGGGAAAAACAACUUAAAUCUUGAUUUAAAUUCGCUAAACAUGCAUUUUUGUACUAGGUAAAAGCCAUUUCCCCAAUGGGUUCAUCUACUCAGCGUAGUAGCGUGAAACGUGAUACAUUUCCUAACAAACUGUGUCACUAAUCACUAUUGCCCCUUGGACAACAGGACAGAAUAACAAAACAAAAAAGUGGAUCCAUCCACAGAUUUCAUAAAUAGUUUUGCUGACUAUACCUUCCUAUAAAACCAAAGCUAUACCUAUAGCUUUUACCUAAUACCUAUAGUAUUUAUUCAGUUCGAUGAAAUUUAAACCAUAAUCAAUUGGAAUAGUUGCAUUUGUUUUGUUUUGUUCAACGUUCAAACAAAACAAAAUCAACUUUAUUCCCUUCAUUAUACGUUCAAAUUUCAGUGGCAAAUUUUGGAUUUUUCAUUUGUAUGGCUUGGCCUUAGGAGGGUACAUAGAGUAGAACAAAGCGCCCAAAGCGGCUUCAGAAUGUAGUCUCAUUUUUGUAAUAACCUAAAUCAUAAGGGCUAGCACAACACGUGCUACGUUUUGAAAUGAAAAUCAUAAUUUGUAGCUACAGUAUCUUUGCAAGUUUCAUAAAAUUUGCGGAUACACUUUUGUUAAGUACAGAAUUAAUAGAAAUCAGCAAUCUAGUGGUGCUAUCCCUUCUCAAUCAAUCAAUAUUUAUUUGCAGAUAAUGUUCAAUACAAUGCAUGCAAAUACAAUUUUUAUCGAACAUUACACCACUGGUAAUGUUAAGAAUUCUGAUACUUAUGCGCUUUUUUAGCGUUAUUUUUCCAUGACGUUAUAAUUUUCGGCAUUUCCUAGUUUCGAAAAUCGUCUUCCUAAUAAUUAUUAAUUUUAUUUAAAGCAUUUUCAUGAUACCAGUACAAAUUAACUAAUCAAUAUAUAAUAUUUUA